Molecule: messenger RNA, 6938 nt
Organism: Branchiostoma floridae (Florida lancelet)
Lineage: Eukaryota; Metazoa; Chordata; Leptocardii; Amphioxiformes; Branchiostomatidae
Exons: 25
Coding region: 226-4773 (1515 amino acids)
Cellular component (GO): membrane
Source: RefSeq, a predicted model, not a curated record
GGCCGGGCAGACUUUCUCAUACUUUCCCCAUACUUCGGCACCUGCCGAACAUACUCAGAGACUCACAAACAACCGUCUCGUCACUCAGAACCCCAAGACGGUCCUGCGGUCCGGUACCGCCAGUGGAGGUGGAGUUCACACCCGGUAAAACUGCGUAGCAGGCCCGGUGGCACUCUCUGAAGUAUCCCAAGUGUAACGUGCCCAGCUGGUCCAAAGAACAAGAACAUGUGGAGAGGGGUGCUUCUCCUGUUCCUGUGUGGCGUCACUGCUUACGUCACCGCAGCCCCUGCUGCGCCCGACCCUGAUGGCCGUCCUGCCCGUGGGAAGAGAGCAAUUCCCGCCUUUGUGGCAUCAGCUGCGAAGGAUGUCGGUGCGAAGGUGGUGUCAGCUCUCGGGGACAGGAUCGCGGAGGGAGUCGUCGAGAAUCACCAGGAGAAAGUGGUGUCUGCUCUGGAGGAUUACUUCUCCGGACAGUUCGACAAGGCGGACGAGGAGUUUGACAAUGUUAUUGGGCGGAGCGGAAACCUCUUGGCAGCUGCUCAAGAUGUCGAACAGGCUCGAGUUCAGGUGUUGCACGGGAGAGGAUCCAACACAGGUGAUACCUUCUCGCCACCGAGUCAGGAGGUCCGGAUGACCUUUGAGCACAGGGAUGAAAAUGCAGAACAGGACAGCUCACAACUAGGCGGGGCUCGCGCUUACCCCUUCGGACUCGGGCCAAUCAUGAUGAACGGCUGCUUCGGGACCAACUACCAGGAGGGUGACCCGUGCUUCGAGGCUUUUACCCCGAUAGAGAACUGUGCUAACAUUAUCGAAGGAGCGACUUUCAUGGGGGUGGGGUAUGACGGCCGGGGUGAGUACUCCAGUGAGUCCAGGAAGAAGAGUCUCGUCCAGCGAGCCUGUGAAACCUUACAAGGAUAUAAGGAUUUCCACGUACCUGACCAAAUGACCGUACAGGGGGUGUACGAUACCGACUUGGAGCUCUACACCUUCAGCGGCGUGGAGGAAUACAGGCAUUACCUGGAGGACAAGUCUGCCGUGACGUCAGCCAAGGGUAUGUUCCAGCAGGAGAUGAACAAGGUUCAGGGACACGGGGGAGGCGGGGGCGCCUUCGGGUUUGUAGCGUCUGCAGGAGGUGGACAGUCAAAGCAGACCGGCUCGGACAGUCAGACAUCCAACACCCAGUCCAACUCACUGGCGGGCGCUCAGCUGACUGAAACCUCCACCGAAACUUACAUAUCCAUGCUAGAGCUGAACGUCUUCAGAUACGAAAUAUUCCUGGACUCCGUCAGACCUCAGGAUCUCGAGUUGGGAAUCCUGCGCGACUUCCUGACUUUACCGACGUCCUAUUUCAGCAUCGGAGCAGACAGGGCGUUCCAAAACUUUAUUCUCCGCCACGGAACACACUACAUCACCUCUGCCAAGCUCGGUGGACAACUGAAGAUGAUAAAGACGAAGACGGCAACCGCAGAAGUCUCCAAGGAAAGUUUCGCUCAGGCUGCCCAGUCGGAUUUCAAGAAAGUGUUCAGCACAUUUUCUGCAAAGCAGACCAUGACCAAGAGCAGCAGCUGGUUUCACGACCACGAAACAAAGAAUGAGAAGCAGACGUCGUCAGGACAAGAAACCCAGGAUACCGCGUCUCAGUCGUCAAAUGAAAACCAGGAAAACAUCAACGAGAUGGAGUUCAGCAACGAGGUAAUGAUGGUGCAGGGAGGCAGUCAGAGGAUUGCUGGCUCCAUCACCGAACAGUACACGACGAGCUUUGGAAACUCGCUCAAAGACUGGCUGGAGUCCAUCAACGAGUUUCCCAAAGCUUUCGAGUUCACCAUGCAGCUGAUCUCUGACCUGUUCGACAUGAAUCUGGAUCUGCUCUUCCCCAGUGGCAUCACGGACUACGGCUGUUUUGGCAGAAAGUCGCUGAGUGUAGAUGCCAACGGUAAGCAGUACUACACCCAGCAGGUGCCUCACGCCAACGGGACAGGAUUCUCCACAGAAGUCCGCUACUGUGACUUCGCCUCACAAGACGAGCUGAGGGAAGGGUUACUAAAUCGGAGGCUCGCCCUGAAGCGCGCCAUCGCUGUGUAUUUAGAAGAGGGUCCUUUUCUCAGCACGGAUUUUGCCGUACCGGGCGGGGAACCCGGAUGUGAAACCGCGGAGAUGGUUGUCGCGGGCGGGCCGAACUGGGCAGCCCCCGACUGGCAGCAAAUGACCAGCGGGCAGGAGUUCACCGUCAUCUUCGACAUGCCGUCCAGCAUUCCCAACCUCCUCACAGCCAAGGCCGCCCUCAACCUGAAGUACUUGUUCAACAAGUGGCUGCCUGUCAGAGAGGGGGUCACCCCGCACCUGUACGAUGGUCGCGACAACGGCAACAGUGGUGACCUCAGCAGGAACAAGAUUAGUGUGGGCGGUCUAGUGAUGACGUAUGACGGGGCUACAGGCCUGCUGAGUGUGACGCAGGAGGACUUUGAGGCGUCAUCAGCCGCCAUCCCGGACCUGCCUGCCUGGCUGAACGGCAUGACUAUCGCCAGGGCGCAGCACAAGUCACUACUGGAAGAACACAGCAACCAGCCGACUAGGGGGACCAGGGGAGCCAUGCCAUGUAAUAUCAAGUGGUCCAACUUCAACCGAAUCGACCCAACCCAAGGGGGCAAGUGUGUCCACUUCACUGCUGCCUCGGCCGGUAACAUCUACGUGGUGUUCGCUGGCGUUCCACGCAAGCAGGAUACCUGGCUGUACCUGCAGAUUUCCCCCGACGGCGUGGCGCUCUAUGUGGCCAUGCAGCUGGAGGCUGCCCAAUUUGAACAGGGUUCAACAGGCCUAGGGUCUGACAAUCUGUACCAGUCCUACUUUGUCUGCAUCACGGAGGACCUCCAAGCUCGGAAGACAACUGUCCAGUACGGCAAGACACCCGACAAUGAGGAGCAGGCUCAUGUCUGGCUUGACUACCAGUUCAGCGGCAUCCCAACCGUCCAUUUCUACGCGUUCGGCAGCGGCACUGAAGAUGUAAAGAUGAUGGGCGUGUCUCAGCUGGACCCGUUUCCCGAGGACCUCAUGGUCUGUCGCGAGGGAACAGAACAGUUUGGCAGUAGAUGUGUGCAGGUGUGUCAUGAGGAGUGCGAAGGCUGCCGCACGACCGGGUCCGAUGAUCCGCGGGAUUGCAUAGCGUGUGUGAACAUGACGGUGCCAUACCCGUACUUGGACGGACAUGAGGGAGACUUUGAGUGCGUGGCAGACUGUCCUUACACCAUGACCGCGCCAGCCGGAUCCUCGAACUGUGAAUGUAUAAAGCAGAUGGCUGACGUCUCACCUGCGGGCGUGGUCACGUGUGUGUCGGAGUGCCCUCUCACCCACUAUGACGACAACAAUAUCUGCAGGAGAUGUAGCGGGUUCUGUGAGGAUGUGACCGACCAGGGGACACGGAUGUGCUCCGGGCCCGAGCUUGACCAGUGUGAGAACUGCCUGUACAGGGGGACGGACGGUAGCUGCACACACGGAUGUACCCCUGGCGAGAAGGCUGUGGAAGAGACAGGAACUGGAGGCAGCAGUUUAGAGUGCUACUGGGAAGGGAUAGCUCCGUUUUGCAACCCAGGCAGCUGCGACCGCGGAUAUCAGGUGGCUACCGACAGAUGUGGGGAUGGGGAAUGCUGCUGGACGGGAAAUAAGAUAAAAUGCUGCACUGUGACCACAGAUAUCCGACUUGUGGGUGGAACUGGGUUCCUGGAGGGGAGAGUUGAGGUGUACCACGACGGUCAGUGGGGGACAGUCUGUGAUGAUGGCUGGGCAAUAGAGGACGCACACGUGGUGUGUCGGAUGCUCGGCUUCGGGGACGCUCAGGAAGCAACAACUCAGGCAUCGUUCGGCCAAGGCUCGGGGCAGAUCUGGCUAGACCAAGUGGCCUGUUCCGGUACUGAGGCAAGUCUGGCCGCCUGUACCCAUAAUGGUUGGGGACUGCACGACUGUGACCAUCAUGAGGAUGCUGGUGUUGUCUGCACUGCCCCUGGAAGCGAAAGCCGUGAGUACAUCAGCCUGGGUUGCUGGAGGGACACAGAUGACCGCGCCAUUCCGACACUCGAGGGGACAGAUCCACGCCUGGACGGAGACUACGAGUCACGAGAAAAUCCCAUAGAGAAGUGUUACCAGGUAGCACUUUCUCGUGGCUUUCCGGUGUUUGCUCUACAAAAUGGCGGUUGGUGUGCUGGGUCUGCUGAUGGGCUCAACACGUACGACAGGUACGGUCCUUCCACAACCUGCGCAUCGGACGGCGAGGGCGGACAGCGAGGAAAUGAAGUAUACAAGAUUUCAGACACAGGUGGCACAGCUGGCACCUUCACCUGCCGGCCCUGUCAGCCCGGCUACAGGUGUGUACUGGGAGACCAAGUGGAGGAGAUCUGUCCGGCGGGGACGUACAGCAGGGCGGACGGGACGGCGUGCAACCAGUGCCCGCCAGGAGAGUUCAGCAGCACGGCCGGGUCCACCAGCUGCCAGCAGUGCCAGCCUGGAUGGUACAGCUUAUAUUCCGGGUCUACCAGCUGCCAGCGCUGCAGGGCUGGGACCUACAGCAACACGGCCGGGGCCAGCUGGUGUCGUCAGUGCCCGUCUGACUCUAACAGUGUAGCUGGAUCAACCUCCUGCCAAAGGUGCUACUGGGAAGGGACAUCUCCGGCCUGUGACCCAGGCAGCUGCGACCGCGGAUAUCAGGUGGCUACCGACAGAUGUGGGGAUGGGGAAUGCUGCUGGGGGGGAAACAAGAUAAAAUGCUGCUAUGAUGUGGUGUAGGAAGGUCCCCCUGGUUUCCUAAGGCAUGACACACACUGAAGACGUUCUAAUGUGGAUUGUGACGCAACUUUAAUAAUAUGAAAUUUAAGUAAGGUACAUACAGUAGUUAAUGGCGACAUGGUUACUCCAUGAUGACGACUGUCUGACAAUCCGUCACUAUGUUGCCCGGAUGUAGUACUCAGGUCUGCUUAGCGCUCACCCAUCGUGUGGUCCUACACCGAUGUUUCCCUCUGGUUAAUCUUAGCAUUCACCCAUUGUGGUCCCACACCGAUGUUUCCCUCUGGUUAAUCUUAGCGCAUCAUGUGGUCCCACACCGAUGUUUCCCUGUGGUAAAUCUUCACGUUCACCCAUCGUAUGGUCACACACCAAUGUUUCCCUCUGGUUAAUCUUAGUGUUCACCCAUCAUGUGGUCCCACACCAAUGUUUCCCUGUGGUCAAUCUUCACGUUCACCCAUCGUAUGGUCACACACCAAUGUUUCCCUCUGGUUAAUCUUAGUGUUCACCCAUCAUGUGGUCCCACACCAAUGUUUCCCUGUGGUCAAUCUUCACGUUCACCCAUCGUAUGGUCACACACCAAUGUUUCCCUCUGGUUAAUCUUAGUGUUCACCCAUCAUGUGGUCCCACACCAAUGUUUCCCUCUGGUUAAUCUUAGUGUUCACCCAUCAUGUGGUCCCACACCAAUGUUUCCCUGUGGUCAAUCUUCACGUUCACCCAUCGUAUGGUCCCACACCAAUGUUUCCCUCUGGUUAAUCUUAGUGUUCACCCAUUGUGGCUCCACACACCAAUCAGGGCUCAAAAUACUGGGUGCAUGUGCACCCAGGUGCACCCAAAAUUUGAGCUGUGCACCCAAUUUUUUUCUGUGGGUGCACAGGGUGCACCCAAAUAUUUUCGUAGGUUUACCUAUACAUACUAGUAUGCACCAUAUUCUUGACAUCCAACUGUUAGAAAUAUAAUAAAAUAUCUGUCAUAGUAACUUACUUGUUUAAGAAUUUGAAGUUCAAUUUGGAUUCAUCAAAAUUUUAGAUGCCCAGAAGAGGAACAGUAAGGUUUUUCUACCUAAUCCUCUAAUUAUUUUAUGUGGUGCACCCAAAAAUUGUUUGGUACACCCAAUUUUUUAGGUUGGGUGCACCAGUGCACCUAAUCCCCGAAACGAAUUUCGAGCCCUGCCAAUGUUUCCCUCUGGUUAAUCUUAGUGUUCACCCAUUGUGUGGUCACACACCAGUGUUUCCCUCUGGUUAACCUUAGUGUUCACCCACCGUGUGGUCACACACCAAUGUUUCCCUCUGGUUUAUCUUGGCGAUCACCCAUAUUCUACACGACAUGUUCUACUUUGACAUUAAUGGACUAACUGGCAGUAGCAAUGGACAUGUUAUAUCAAGAAAGGUAAACCUUGAAACUUAAAACGUUCCGUCAUGAUGGGUGAGAGGCUGGUAACUGAUCUGAUAAGGAUUAUGGAUACCCAGGAUGUUACCAGUAACUUUUUUCAUUUGAUUUAUUCAGCUGUAUAGAGCCAGAGCUACCCAACUAAACGAAGGCUAUUAUCAAGGGCUAGCUAUAAAUAGUCAUUUAUUUAGUUUAAACCAAGAUGCGGCUGAGUCUUUUUCUGAUAUGAUAAUGCCAUUUGUACUCAGCUAAUCUGAGGAAUAUUGAUUUAGCUUAGAACUUAAGCGAGCUUCAUAAGAAAGAUAUUUCCAGAAUACUUGCAACUUCUUUGAAAAUAUUCAAUAUCCAUUUUAUCCGAUAUAUUCUAGAAAUACUAAAUCAUCCAUUGAAACAUGGAUCAAGUCAGGCAACAGAACUCCACACACUGCUACCAGAGGAAUGUAACAGGUUUCAGCUUGUCACAACUUGACAGAAGUACAUGGCAAAACUGCCAGGUUUAGUUGCAGAGAAUUCUACAAGAUACAAAAGGUGUUAGAAAACGUACUCCAAUAACAUAUUACUGUCAAACCUGUUAAUCCAAACACGGAACUCCAGUCAACCUGUAACUUCAAACCUUUAAUUCCAGUGAAACAUGUAACACCUGUCAAACCAAUGUAACCGUUUAAGACACAACAGUCACGUCACCAACCAUGUAGACUAUAUGUUCUGCCUGCAUAUCAAGAAUUAUGUUGAUCUUUAUCUUUAACUUGUAGGUUGAAUAAAUUUGCAGUUGCGUCACAUUC